Exophiala viscosa is the source of this 1408-nucleotide messenger RNA. Its product is annotated as fructose-1,6-bisphosphatase. The record is from RefSeq and is a predicted model, not a curated record. Gene Ontology annotation, biological process: fructose 1,6-bisphosphate metabolic process; fructose metabolic process; gluconeogenesis. The transcript has 4 exons. Lineage: Eukaryota; Fungi; Ascomycota; Eurotiomycetes; Chaetothyriales; Herpotrichiellaceae. The coding region runs from base 193 to 1251 and encodes 352 amino acids. Gene Ontology annotation, molecular function: fructose 1,6-bisphosphate 1-phosphatase activity. Gene Ontology annotation, cellular component: cytoplasm; cytosol.
GUUUGUGUUUGCUGCAUUCUUACCCCAGAUUCCUCAAUUGGACGACCUACUCCAACGAAGCUCGGUUCGCUGCAUCUGACGUCGUCCUCCUCCAUUCCACCGAGGCCAGUCCGACUCUGUCCAUCGCGUGCCCACCUCCUGCCUCUAUCCUCUGUCUGCGUAGACACUUUUUCGGGCUGAAUAUCGUCCAAGAUGGCCACCAAUGGAGGUUCCAAUGGCUACUCAAGUGGCACUGGCACGGAGAAGAUCAACACCGACAUCGUCACCCUCACCCGGUUCCUGACUGAAGAACAAGCAAAGCACACGGAAGCCACCGGUGAUUUCACACUCCUAUGCCACGCCCUGCAAUUCUCCUUCAAAUCUAUCGCCUACUACAUUCGACGAGCCACGCUGAUCAACCUGACCGGUCUGGCCGGUUCGUCCAAUAUUACUGGCGACGACCAGAAGAAGCUCGAUGUGAUUGGAAAUGACCUAUUUGUUGCGGCCAUGCGAGGAUCCGGGAAGUGUCGAGCAGUCGUCUCGGAAGAGGAAGACGAGAUCAUAUACUUUGACGAUAGCCCGGAUGCCAGAUACGUAGUUGCAUGCGACCCGAUUGACGGCUCGAGCAACUUGGACGCGGGAGUUAGCGUUGGCACAAUCUUUGGCGUUUUCAAGCUCCCAGACAGUGUCGUUGGCCGUAAGCCUACGGCCGAGGAUCUGCUGAUGCCCGGUUCCGAACUGCUUGCCUCUGGAUUCACCAUGUACGGCGCCUCCGCCCAACUAGUCAUUACCAUGAAGGGUGGCUCAGUCAAUGGUUUCACAUUGGACAACGCCCUGGGCGAGUUCAUCUUAACCCACCCAGACAUGCGAAUUCCCAAGAAACGCGGCAUCUACUCCGUCAACGAAGGUAACUCGAUGUACUGGACCGACAAGACAAAAGCAUACUUCGAGUCGCUCAAGUACCCCAAGCAAGAAGGCGGCAAACCCUACUCGAGUCGAUACAUCGGAUCAAUGGUCGCAGACGCGUACCGCACGUUGUUGUAUGGCGGCAUCUUCGCAUACCCAGCCGACAAGAAGUCGCCCAAAGGCAAGCUGAGAAUUUUGUACGAGUGUGCGCCUAUGGCUAUGGUCAUGGAGAAUGCAGGCGGAAAGGCUGUGGACAGUAAUAUGAACCGGAUGCUGGAGGUCAAGCCUACGACUAUUCACGAUCGGUCGGGUAUUUUUAUGGGCAGUGCUGAGGAGAUGGAUAAGGUCCUGGAGGCGCACAAGUAAGGAAUGGCCGUGGAGUUGCACCAGUUGAGCAGCCGAGUAUAUGAGUAUAUCAAGGCGGGAAGCGUGAGUGUGAUAUUGUUCAUGUGGGAUGAUAUAUAAACACGAGUUGAGGGGUUUCACUGUUUGACAAGUUUUACUCUGAUGACAUAUGAGGCUG